Messenger RNA from Marmota flaviventris (yellow-bellied marmot), 3112 nucleotides. RefSeq names its product BCL2 like 13 (gene Bcl2l13). NCBI's taxonomy places the organism in Eukaryota, Metazoa, Chordata, Mammalia, Rodentia, Sciuridae. Gene Ontology annotation, biological process: apoptotic process; regulation of apoptotic process. Gene Ontology annotation, cellular component: mitochondrion; membrane. The record is from RefSeq and is a predicted model, not a curated record.
GGCGGCGGCGGUAGAUUAGGGCAGUGGGUCGAAGCAGUCACCGCCGCUUGGGGACCCUGUUGGAAGCAACCGCCGCCGCCGCUUUUCAUCUCUUCUGGGGCAGGGGCCAGGGCCAGGUUUUACACAUCUGCAAGUAGACCUCUUAGGAGCUCUGUUGGCCAAUCCAAUGGCGUCCUCAACUACCAUGCCUCUAGGAUUUCACUAUGAAACAAAGUAUGUUGUUCUCACCUACUUGGGACUCCCUCAAGAGAAGUAUCAAGAGCAACAUCUUCUCUCAUCCCAAGGGGUUCAACUAGAUAUAGCUUCACAGUCUCUGGACCCAGAAGUAUUUUUAAAAGUUAAAUCUGAAAUUGAAGAAGAGCUAAAAUCCCUGGACAAAGAAAUUUCUGAAGCCUUCACCAGCACAGGCUUUGACCGUCACACUUCUCCAGUGUUUAGCCCUGCUAACCCAGAAAGCUCAAUAGAAGACUGCUUGGCCCAUCUUGGAGAAAGAGUAUUGCAGGAACUGAAAGAACCUCUGCAUAAAGCAUUGCAAAUGCUCCUCAGCCAGCCAGUGACAUAUCAGGCAUAUCGUGAAUGUACACUGGAGACCGCAGUUCAUGCCAGCGGCUGGAGCAAGAUUUUGGUGCCUCUGGUUUUGCUCCGACAAAUGCUUUUGGAGUUGACAAGACGUGGUCAAGAACCUUUGAGUACACUGCUACAGUUCGGAGUGACAUAUCUGGAGGACUAUGCAGCAGAGUACAUCAUUCAGCAAGGUGGCUGGGGCACUGUCUUUAGUCUUGAGUCUGAGGAGGAAGAAUACCCUGGUGUCAUUGCAGAAGAUAGCAAUGACAUUUAUAUCCUGCCUAGUGACAACUCCGGACAAGUCAGUCCCCCAGAGUCUCCAACUGUGACGACUUCUUGGCAGUCAGAGAGCCUACCUGUCUCACUGUCAGCUAGCCAGAGUUGGCACACAGAAAGCCUACCAGUGUCCCUAGGGCCCGAGUCCUGGCAGCAGAUCGCAAUGGAUCCUGAAGAAGUCAAAAGCUUAGAUAGCAAUGGAGCUGGAGAAAAGAGUGAGAACAACUCUUCUAACUCUGACAUUGUGCAUGUGGAGAAAGAAGAGAUACCUGAGGGUGUGGAAGCAGCAGCUGGGACUGCCUUGCCAGCCAGGGAGUUGCAAGAGGCAUUCCCUGGAGCCCCUGCUCCCUGGCUUCCACACAUUACUGCCUCUUCUUUGCUGGAGACGAGGGAACAUGAUGCAGAAAUGAUUGCAGUUGAGAAAGCCAGCCCUGCUCCAUCACUGUUUGUAGAGCUUGAUGAAGAAGAGGUUAGAGCAGCAGCCAUGGAACCUAGUGAAGUGGAGGAGGGGGUGCCCUCUGCACUGCCAGUUGACAAGGAGAUCCCUAUAAGGAAGAGGAGUUUUAGUGAGGAAUUAUCCCCUGCUGCAGAAGGAAAGGCCCUACUCUCUUCCGAGGGCAAGUCUAUGCUGCUAUUUGGAGGGGCUGCUGUUGUCGCCAUCCUGGCAGUGGCAGUUGGGGUUGCACUGGCUCUGAGAAAGAAGUAGCUGCUGCUUCAGAAGAGAAAGAAGACAAGAGGAUCUAAAGUUGAUUUGUCCUUGCUGGAAUAUGAACUGGCAACUGCCAAUGGGACAUUUGUGGAACACUCUGGGAGGAUUGGAGGUGCCCACUCAACAAGGCAGCAAUGGGAUCCACCUGUUAGGGCUGGUCAGAGGAUAUUCACCUUGGUCUAAUUGUCAGUUCCAAAGGGCCUUGGCUCAUUCUAGGCUCAUUCUAGAUUCAGAUUCUUAUAAGAGUAAAGUAUUCCCUCUAGAAUAGGGUUUCUCUGCCUUGGCGCUGUGGACAUUUCAAGAAUUCCUUGUUGUAGGGGCCAUCCUGUGCAUGGUAGGAUGGUCCGCAACAUCCCAGCCCCCACCCACCAGAUGUCAGGAGCACCCUAUUCCCAGUGAGGACAACCCAGAAUGUUUCUGACAUUGCCAAAUGUUCCCUGUGGGCAAAAUCAUCCCCCAUUGAGGACUACUGCUUUAGAGGGAGAGGCUUUAUUUAGAAAACUCUGGGGUAGAAAUUUCUAGUGCAGAGGUCUUAGCUGUGGGCUCUACAGCUGUGGGCUUGUCAGCCAUUCAUCUCCUUGGAGUUUCAUCUUUCCCAGUGGCCGUCCUGUAUUCUACAGCUGUUCCUUUUAGGAUCCCACCACCCAACACACAAUUUCAUCUUUUAAUAUGAGGGUGCUCUCCCCUCAUCCCACAACCUCUCAGGUACCACACUGCUCCUUCUUUUCCCCAUACUCGUUUUCAUCCUGAUCCUGAGAGCAAGGGCUCCUCUGGUGCCCUGGCCACCUCUGACAAACCCCUGAAGCUUCCUAUAGCUUCUUGCAGCAAUGCUGCCUUUAAGAACCUUUGAAAAAACACUUAGAAGAAAACAUUAUAGAGACCUUGGGUCCCCUAACUUGGGAAUGCAGUGCUGGUAACUGGCUACUGGAGGAUAGUCAUUUAGCCAGGGAUCACCCUGUUUCCCUAUGGUGACUUGCCAGUAACACCUCUCAUCAGAUGCUGUCUGCCCUUGGGUUAGUAUAUUUUCCCCAGUAUCUGGCCUCAGUCUUAUCCAGCUCCACUAUGGGUCUCUUGUGACAUGGUGAAGAUCAUCACCCUUGGGCUUACAGAACCAAUUGAGUCAUAUCUCCUAUUAAACAUACUAUCAUUGAAAUAAAUGAUAAGUAUCUUUUUAUUACCUAAUACUAAAUAUCACUGAAAUAAAAAGUUGGAAAAGGAAGCUUGACUUUGAAGACUGAGGCUACAGUUGAGGUUCUAGUUUGUCCUUCAGAGAUCAAGAGCAGAGGCUCUGCUAAAGUCCUCACAGCUCAAAUGUCAGGGAAAGAAACCAGAAGGACCCAAAGCAAUUUGUGCCAGUUGAGAAUCAGCAUCAUUUUCAGGCUGAUCCUGCCCCUAGAGGAGGGGUGGAACUGUGUUCUUUCAUGCCUGAGGGCCACAGUGUCACUCUGCAGGGCAUACAUUCUGGUAAGAAGUCAUCUCAGAUCUAUCUUAGUCAAUGUAACAAAUUACUUUUUAGAUCGUGAAAUUGAUAAUAAAAUACUUUAUCUACCAUGAUUACUAAGA